GGCGGGGCAAGAGGUCCCGCCCCGGCGUUGAGACGCGCCCACGGAGAUGUCCCACGGAGGCCACGCCAGCGGCGGGAAGAGAAAAAGGAAUUGGGAUGUCGAAUACCCUUUUCUUCCAAGAGAGGGACCAGUGCGAUCCAGAGAUGCACAACUCGGGACAGUGGGUGCAGCUGCCUCCCUCUCAGAAGCCUGGCUCAAGUGCGGAGAAGGAUUUCAGGACUCUUUUGGAACUCCGGUAUUAACAGCUGAAAAGAAGACUAUAGCAGAAAAACACCCUGAAUUAUCCCCUAGACCCAAGGAAGGAAAUUUCACAUCUAAUAAUGCAAAUGAACCUACAGAGAUAAUAUGGAGUUCCAGUGGAAGUGAUCAGUCACAUGAAGAAAAGCCAAUUUCUAAUUCACCAAAUGAUAACAGACAGUAUUCUAGAAUAGACAGGUUUUGCAACAGAAGAAGUUUGUGUCUAGAAGAUGGAGCCAGUGAAGAUGAACUACAAUUUAUUGACUGGGAAAUAGAUAGUGACAGGGAUGAUGCUAAUGGAAGUGAUGAAUUUAAAGAAGGUGAGAGUACUGUGGAGAUAUCAGACUGUGCUUCUGGUGCAAGUUCUUGCUCCUUGACAAGGGAAGAGAGGCUGUCUGAGCUUCCCCAGAUAAGUUCUACAGAAAUUUUAGAGUAUUCAUCAGACAGUGGGAAAGAAGAAGACUCAGAUGAUGUCCUGUUUAUUGACUCAGAAUCCCCUCACAAAAACCAUGUGGAUUUUGGCUCAGAUGGAAGACAGAUGAUGGAGAGGACGGCGGAGCGUGGGGUAAAAUCUGCAGAGACCAGGCUGUGUACACCCCAGAAACAGAUCAGUACAUUUCCUAGGACUCCGGAAGAUUCCGUAAAGAAGAAGAGGCCUAUAAGAGGUGGGCUAGCAGAAAGACUAAGUGAACUGCAGAAUCGAGAGAGAUCUGCCAUUUCUUUCUGGAGACAUCAAUGCUCUUCUUACCAAAGGAGACAUGAAGGGAGAAAAGCAGGUGUAUUAAUUGUGAAAAUUCUGGAGCUGCAUGAGGAAUGCUCCCUGCAGGUGGCCAUGUGUGAGCAGUUGGAAGGGCUAAAGCCUGACAGCCCCUCUCCAGGUGUGUCCCCUGGCCCCAGGCCCUUCCUGAAGGUUCUCUUCACCAAGGAGACUGCAAGCUACCUUAAGGGACGUCCCCAGGACAUCGUACACAUCUACCCUCCCUGGCAAAAACUUGUUAUCCCAGAUGGAAGUUGCCCUGUUAUUCUGAACACUUAUUUCUGUCAGAAAGUUCUUGCCAAAGAAGACUCAGAAACUACAGGGAUGCUGCAGCGCCAGGACUCUUCACUUCUAAGAAGGAGCACUAGUUUGGCCCGAAUGUUUAGGCUUAAGGAUCUAACACCAGAAGUGCAGCUGAGCUACAGUUACCUGAUACUAAGAAGUUUGGACCUCCAUGUGAAGAUUGGGUGGGAUGAAAACAGACCCCGGUACUGA
Echinops telfairi (small Madagascar hedgehog) is the source of this 1489-nucleotide messenger RNA. RefSeq names its product scaffold protein involved in DNA repair (gene SPIDR). Gene Ontology annotation, biological process: regulation of establishment of protein localization to chromosome; double-strand break repair via homologous recombination. The coding region runs from base 47 to 1489 and encodes 480 amino acids. Lineage: Eukaryota; Metazoa; Chordata; Mammalia; Afrosoricida; Tenrecidae. Gene Ontology annotation, cellular component: nuclear chromosome; nucleoplasm. The record is from RefSeq and is a predicted model, not a curated record. The transcript has 10 exons.